Arabidopsis thaliana (thale cress) is the source of this 1146-nucleotide messenger RNA. RefSeq names its product Duplicated homeodomain-like superfamily protein (gene TT2). The transcript is spliced from 2 exons. Gene Ontology annotation, cellular component: nucleus. Lineage: Eukaryota; Viridiplantae; Streptophyta; Magnoliopsida; Brassicales; Brassicaceae. The record is from RefSeq and is marked reviewed. The coding region runs from base 129 to 914 and encodes 261 amino acids.
UUCUCAACACAACACUAAAGACAAUUGUACCAACCACACAACCACAAGAGAGAGAAAAGUGAGAAUGGGAAAGAGAGCAACUACUAGUGUGAGGAGAGAAGAGUUAAACAGAGGAGCUUGGACUGAUCAUGAAGACAAGAUCCUUAGAGAUUACAUCACCACUCACGGCGAAGGCAAAUGGAGCACUCUCCCUAACCAAGCUGGUACUAAUCUCUCUAUCUACCGAUCCGUCUUUAUAUCUUCUACGUACAAUAAUUGUCUUGGCACACAUAAAAGGUCUCAAGAGGUGUGGCAAAAGCUGUAGACUUCGGUGGAAGAACUACCUAAGACCGGGGAUAAAGCGCGGUAACAUCUCAUCUGAUGAAGAAGAACUCAUAAUCCGUCUCCAUAAUCUUCUUGGAAACAGAUGGUCGUUGAUAGCUGGGAGGCUUCCAGGCCGAACAGACAAUGAAAUAAAGAAUCAUUGGAACUCAAACCUCCGCAAAAGACUUCCCAAAACUCAAACCAAGCAACCAAAACGUAUAAAACAUUCGACGAACAACGAGAAUAAUGUAUGUGUUAUACGUACAAAGGCGAUUAGGUGCUCAAAGACUCUUCUCUUCUCGGAUCUCUCUCUUCAGAAGAAGAGUAGUACUAGUCCACUACCUCUGAAAGAACAAGAGAUGGAUCAAGGUGGAUCUUCGUUGAUGGGAGAUCUCGAAUUCGAUUUCGAUAGGAUCCAUUCGGAGUUUCACUUCCCGGAUUUGAUGGAUUUUGAUGGUUUGGACUGUGGAAACGUUACAUCUCUUGUUUCAUCUAACGAGAUUUUGGGAGAGUUGGUUCCUGCUCAAGGUAAUCUCGAUCUCAAUAGACCUUUCACUUCUUGUCAUCAUCGUGGCGACGAUGAAGAUUGGCUCCGAGACUUCACUUGUUGAGCCUAUAUUGCAAAAACCUACGUUAAUACAUAUUUCUCUAUACGGACAAAAGUAUAUCUGUAUUUGUCUGAACGCUUCUAAUUACUAACUUACUAAGGAGACCAAGAAAUACAAAUAAUUAUACGAUCCACAUGUUAUAGAAAUGGGUUUUGUCUUUAACUAAUAAUUUUUUAUUAUUGCAAAUACGUACGACAUAAAUAUUUUUGAUAGAUUUUGUAAAUUUAUGUAUGAG